AUGAGGGCAGGUUCUUUGUGGGCCGACGAGCCCAAUGCUCCGUCUACCUCUGUGCCGCGCAUUCCUCAGCCCCAUCCAUGCAAGCACAGUGUUAGCAAUGUCCUUAGACUGUUAGCACGGAGAGAGGUUUCUCCUCAAACAAAAAACUCGUCAAAGAAACUAUGGGGGGAAGCUUCCAAGUCUCAUUCUGAUUCUAUUGGCUCAAGGUGCGAAGCAGCUAGAGAUGCUAGACAUGGCCUUGUCUCAUGGGUGGAGGCAGAGUCACUACAGCAUUUGUCUGCCAGAUAUUGUCCGCUUGUGCCUCCUCCACGGUCAACUAUUGCAGCAGCCUUCAGCCCCGAUGGAAAGACACUGGCUUCUACUCACGGAGACCAUACUGUAAAGAUUAUUGAUUGCCGAACUGGGAUCUGCUUAAAGGUGUUGAGCGGUCACCGUAGGACACCUUGGGUGGUUAGGUUUCAUCCUUUGCAUCCAGACAUUUUGGCUAGUGGAAGUUUGGAUCAUGAAGUUCGCUUGUGGGAUGCAAACACGGCAGAGUGUAUAGGAUCGCGUGAUUUUUUGCGUCCCAUUGCUUCGAUAGCUUUUCAUGCCCAAGGUGAGCUUCUUGCUGUUGCGUCAGGUCACAAGUUAUACAUAUGGCACUACAAUAAGAGAGGGGAGACAUCCUCACCAACCAUAGUACUGAAAACACGACGUUCACUUCGGGCUGUGCAUUUUCACCCACAUGCAGCUCCGUUUCUUUUAACUGCUGAGGUCAAUGACCUUGACUCAUCAGAUUCCUCGAUGACACUUGCAACUUCUCCGGGUUACCUGCGCUAUCCUCCACCUACUGUAUAUUUGGCAGAUGCUCACUCUAGUGAUCGUUCUGGUUUGGCAGAUGGACUACCUCUUAUGUCUCUACCAUUUCUGAUAUGGCCUUCAUUUGCUAGAGAUAAUGGGAGAAUAUCUAUGCAGCGUAGUGAUCUGGACAAUGGUUCAAGUAGCGCACAACAAAGAGUUGAUCCUUCAGCUUCAGUGCGGCUUCUAACAUAUUCAACUCCUUCAGGGCAGUAUGAACUUCUGUUGUCCCCAAUUGAACCUAAUAGCUCUUCUCCAGCGCCAGAAGACACAGGAACUAAUCCUUUCUUGAGUGAAAUGGAAACUGAAGUUUCUCAACCUGCAAUGGACAGUUUGGAGCCUAUGGAAGUUCAACCAGAAGGGAGAAGUAGUCAUAUUUUCCCAUUUGGUGACUCAACAUAUUGGGAACUUCCUUUCUUGCAAGGUUGGUUAAUUGGUCAGACCCAAGCUAGCCAACGGAAUAUGCGGCUGGUAGGUGAUGCUGCACAUGAUAAUCCAUCUGCACAUGGUGAGAUGGAUAAUACAGCUCCCUUAACUUCCUCAGUAAUACCGACCAGUGUGAAUCAAUCCAGGGGUACUGGAAGAUCUAGUUCCCGGCAUCGUACUUCACGUACUCAUAUGGUGCCAACGAUUGGGUCUAAUGAAGGUGCUGGAUUCAAUAAUAUCACACACAGUGAAAGUGAGCCUCAACCUGUUGUGAACAGAAUCCAAUCUGAACUUGCAAACUCAUUUGCUGCAGCAGCAGCUGCAGAGUUACCUUGCACUGUGAAGCUCAGAAUUUGGCCACAUGAUGUGAAAAAUCCUUGUGCUCCCCUUGAUGCAGAAAGAUGUCGCUUAAUCAUUCCACAUGCCGUACUUUGUAGUGAAAUGGGUGCCCAUUUUUCCCCUUGUGGAAAGUUUUUAGCCGCUUGUGUUGCAUGUAUGUUGCCCCAUAUGGAAGCUGAUCCUGGAUUACAGAGCCAGGUCAACAAUGAUGUCACAGGGGCAGCAACUUCUCCAACUCGACAUCCAAUUUCAGCUCACCAUGUCGUAUAUGAGCUCCGGAUAUAUUCCCUUGAGGAGGCAACAUUUGGCAAGGUUCUUGCAUCCCGGGCAAUAAGAGCUGCCCAUUGCUUGACAUCUAUUCAGUUCUCUCCUACAUCAGAGCAUAUAUUACUUGCCUAUGGCCGUCGUCACAGUUCACUUCUUAAGAGUGUUGUCAUUGACGGGGAGACAACAGUGCCUAUUUACACCAUUCUGGAGGUCUAUAGAGUUUCUGAUAUGGAACUUGUGAGAGUUCUUCCUAGUGCGGAGGAUGAAGUCAAUGUCGCUUGCUUUCAUCCUUCAGUUGGAGGUGGCCUUGUCUAUGGAACUAAGGAAGGGAAGUUACGGAUCCUCCAAUAUGAUAGUUCUCAUGGAAUGAGUCAUACAACAUCCGCUUUUCUUGACGAAAACAUGCUUGAGGUCCCGACAUAUGCUUUGGAAUGCUAG
Molecule: messenger RNA, 2307 nt
Organism: Prunus armeniaca (apricot)
Lineage: Eukaryota; Viridiplantae; Streptophyta; Magnoliopsida; Rosales; Rosaceae
Source: the annotation of a GenBank genome assembly